Messenger RNA from Acanthosepion pharaonis, 513 nucleotides. NCBI's taxonomy places the organism in Eukaryota, Metazoa, Mollusca, Cephalopoda, Sepiida, Sepiidae. The record is from the annotation of a GenBank genome assembly.
AUGCCGUUUUUCGAUGGCAAGGGAAGUAACUGUAAAUAUAACUUCCGAAUUUCGUGUUUUUCACUUAAUUGCAUUAUGUCUCAUCCAGUCCGAACACUGCCCCAGAGCAAAGAGGCACUUCUUAGAUCUUACAACAAAAGACUCAAAGAUGACAUAAAAUCAAUGGUUGAAAAUUUCAAAGAAAUUAUCAAACUAGCACGGGUUUGUAGAAUUGUAGAAGACGACACCCAAAUCUCUCGGAUGACCCAAGCAGAACAAGAUCAAUAUGAAAUGCAAGUCAGAGCUGCAAACAUUGUACGAGCUGGAGAAUCUUUGAUGAAACUGGUGUCAGACUUGAAGCAAUUCCUUAUCCUCAAUGAUUUCCCUUCAGUGAAUGAAUUCAUUGGACAGAAAACAAAACUGUACAAACAAAAACAAAGCGAAUUGGACAACAAAUUGUUAGCUUUGCGAGAUGAUAUGGCCACAGAACUUUUUGAACUUGAAGAUGAAUAUUACUCUUGUGUGUACAAAUAA